AUGUCCCCAUCCGCCACUGAAACAACCACCACGGUGAUUGAGAACGUGAAAGCCGCCUUGACACCUUCAAAGCAAGAGGGGGACGGAGAGAACAAUGAUCAGUCAGCUGACAUUGAUGUGCUGCCAAAGCUCGAGGUUAAUCAUCGCGAACCAUUAAAGCUCAGCGGUGCCCUGGACCAGUUCAAGGCAUUCGAUGUAACCCCAGUCAUCGGGCGCGAGUUCAUUGACGCUGAUCUAGCCGAAUGGCUUCGAGCCCCAAACUCAGACGAGCUGAUCAGAGACCUUGGAAUCACCAUCUCACAGCGGGGCGUUGUCUUCUUCCGCAAGCAGGACAAUAUCACCGACGAUCUCCAAAAGGGACUUGUGCAGCGUCUGGGGGAACUAACGGGGAAACCGACCACUUCCAAACUGCAUAUUCACCCGGUGAACAACGCAUCGAGGGAGCAUGGAGGCAGGGACGAUGAGAUCAGCGUCAUAUCUUCUGAGCAGGCCAAAAAGCUCUAUUCCGAUCGCUACAAGUCGAUUAACAAUAAUAACCGGCAAUCCGCAAAGAGUCUGUGGCACUCGGAUAUUACCUUUGAGAAAGUCCCUAGUGACUAUGCCUUGCUGAGACUUACUCAGCUGCCAAAGACUGGAGGAGAUACACUUUGGGCCUCGGGGUACGAGCUCUAUGACCGCAUCUCGCCGACACUCAGAAGCUUCCUCGACACGCUCACGGCAUACUAUGCUCAGCCAGACUUCAACGCAGCAGCCGAGAAGAACAACUUCAAGCUUUUCGCCUCGGCGCGCGGCGCCCCUGAGAACGUCGGUGAAAUCCUCGAGGCCAUUCAUCCUGUCGUGCGCACCAACCCCCUGACUGGCUGGAAGUCUGUGUUCGCUGUGGGCCACCACGUCAAGCACAUCCACGGUCUAUCUGAUGACGAGUCCAAGUACUUCUUGGAUUGGUUCGUCCGCCUGAUUGUGGAGAACCAUGACCUGCAGGUUCGUCACCGAUGGAAUGACGUUAAUGAUCUCGCCAUCUGGGACAACCGCAGCGUCUAUCAUUCUGCGACGCCAGAUUACGUCGGCGAGGAAGGUUUGGGGGAGAGAAAAGGGUCUCGGGCAGUCAGUCUGGGGGAGAAGCCUUACUUCGAUCCGCAAAGCAAGAGCAGACGGGAGGACAAAAGGAACGCUUGA
This is a messenger RNA of Diaporthe amygdali, 1176 nucleotides long. RefSeq names its product taurine dioxygenase. Gene Ontology annotation, molecular function: 2-oxoglutarate-dependent dioxygenase activity. NCBI's taxonomy places the organism in Eukaryota, Fungi, Ascomycota, Sordariomycetes, Diaporthales, Diaporthaceae. The transcript is spliced from 3 exons. Gene Ontology annotation, cellular component: cytoplasm. The record is from RefSeq and is a predicted model, not a curated record. Bases 1 to 1176 code for a protein of 391 amino acids.